AUGAUAGCCAAGAACCAGCAAUGUGAAGGAUCUGACAGAGACCCAAGGAGGCAUCGACGCCACACCGCGAGGACUCCACCUGGGCGCUCACUCACAUCUCUGCCGCCGACGGAGACGAUCGCUUGGCACUUGCUAGUCGGUGUUGUGACCCGCUGCUGCCCUGCGCUCCUCGCCCUCUCCUCCCAGCGGCGCCGAUCUCUUGCCCUCGAGCUCGGUUGGGUGCGCGGGGUGUUGCGAAUUCACGGGCGAAGAGAAAAUAAAACUCACUUGCAACAUCAGGAGGAAGCCGUCGAGAUUAAGACACCUAACUGCUCCCAACCAUCUGACAUUUUACAGAUUACUUCCUCGACUGCCAUGACGGAGGCGGAGGAGAGGCCACGAGCGCGAGGAGCCGUCACAGAAGCCGCCUCAGGCCAGGACGCUGCGUGCUAGUGACGCGGGCGAGGGAGCGACGGACGGCGAGACGAGGUGGGGCGGACAGGACCCCCUCGGCGCCCACUGACUCGAGCUUAGAGCGCUUCGAACGAGUCCCGAGCCCGGAGACGGAGCGCGUCGGCCGAGGGCGAGGCGAAGGACGUUUUCGGGCGCCUCCCGGGACGCGGGCGCGAGCGUGCUGGGGCGCGAAGGUGAUGGUGAAGGCGGCACGUCUGCUGCGAACUUCGACGUCGUGAUCAGACUCAUGAGCAAGUUGUGAUAGUCAGCCCGCUCGACCUCGACGCCAUGACGGUCCAGGUCAACACGUACUUCCGGCUAGCGCUGGUGCUGACCG
Molecule: messenger RNA, 769 nt
Organism: Penaeus monodon (black tiger shrimp)
Lineage: Eukaryota; Metazoa; Arthropoda; Malacostraca; Decapoda; Penaeidae
Exons: 5
Coding region: 1-432 (143 amino acids)
Source: RefSeq, a predicted model, not a curated record